Molecule: messenger RNA, 1499 nt
Organism: Hippocampus zosterae (dwarf seahorse)
Lineage: Eukaryota; Metazoa; Chordata; Actinopteri; Syngnathiformes; Syngnathidae
Gene: naif1
Product: nuclear apoptosis inducing factor 1
Exons: 3
Coding region: 141-1190 (349 amino acids)
Cellular component (GO): nucleus
Source: RefSeq, a predicted model, not a curated record
UUUAUGAGCUAGCUAACGUACGCUCCUUAGUAGGAAGAAGAAGCCGAUUCUGGAAGCCAUUACGUUGCGCAUAUCAAUUGAGUACUAUUUUUGCGUAUACUACGCACAACUACUUCUCCAGAAUAGGACUUUAUGCAAUUAUGGUGUCGGUUGCGAAAAAGAGAAAAAUGAAUUUCUCGGAGAGAGAGGUUGAAAUUAUUGUGGAAGAAAUAGAGAAACAAAAGCACACACUGGUAAACCACUUCAAUGCUGGAGUAACCCACAUGGCAAAGAACAACGCAUGGCUGGAGAUCCUCAAAAAGGUGAACGCUGUCACGACCUGUCCAAGAGAGUUACCUGAGGUCAAGAAAAAGUGGUCCGAUAUGAAGACGGAGGUCCGAAGGAAGGUGGCCCAGGCACGGGCUGCGAUAGAGGGGACGUCCAACGACUGCACUCCCGUUCCCGUCCUUCUCACUGCUAUGCAGCAGAGGAUCUGUAACCUCCUGGGAGAAGCCACCAUCAUCAGUUUACCUGCAGGAGACUCGGAUACAGAGAUCACGUUGCCCGUCACAGCGAACGCCACCACCACCGUCACACUCACAGAGACUCUUCCGGCAGUAUCCGUAACAGUUUGUGAAGAAGCAAAAACACUGAAUGCGGAAACGGCUUACCAUGCAUUAGAGGACGGAGGCGUAGUAGAGUACUGCACCACAACCGUAAACGAUUCAACUCCGACUGUGGUGGCAACCGUUGAGACCCCAGUGGAGGUGUUGGCAUCAUCCUCAGCUUCCUCGCCGCCUCCGCCUCAGGGUCACGCUAAACCCCAGGAGCUGAAGAGCCGUAUUGCCCUCAACUCAGCUCGACUUCUACAGGAGCAGAGAGUCACCAAUGUCCACAUCCGACAGAUUGCCCAGCACCUGGAGGGUCAGAACCAGUUGCUGCAGAUGAUGCGUCACUCCCAGGAGGCCCAAGCGUUUGCGCAGGAACGACAAGCCCAGGCCUUGGAAGGUACUCAGGCCGCACUGCUAGCACUGGUCCAGAUGCUUAGGCCGGUUCUAAAAGACUUGCGCAAAUUCCUGCAGAGUGGGACUGAAGUGACAAACUUGCACAGCGCAGCAACAGGAUUGACAUCUGAUGGGGCGUUAAUAGAGGAACAGAGUAGGCCAGCGACACCGCCACCUGCUCCCCAGCACUCAGAGGAGACACAAUAGACUCUUUAAUUUUCUCGGCACCGCCACCUGCCUCCACUGCACAUCCUGAGGAAUCCCUGCACAGAGACUUCAGCAAGCCUUGAAAAACAUUUUAUAAGUUGCCUUAGGAAGCGCAUGUGUAUGAUUUUAGCUUUGCGUUCACCUGAGUUGGCCGUGGCUUUGGAUUUGAAUUGAUGUUUUUAUGCACAGGUCACUCCCAGCCAGUCUUGUGUUUAUAUGUCUGCUAGUCACGAAAAAAGUAUUAAAGGGGGAAAAAAUGUUGAUGAAAUCUUGUGUUUUGAAUAAAAGAGUAUAGUUCAUCACUGUCAA